Molecule: messenger RNA, 1393 nt
Organism: Mizuhopecten yessoensis (Yesso scallop)
Lineage: Eukaryota; Metazoa; Mollusca; Bivalvia; Pectinida; Pectinidae
Exons: 7
Coding region: 89-1297 (402 amino acids)
Source: RefSeq, a predicted model, not a curated record
ACAGUGUGUCGGAUCAUAGUCCAAGAAGGCAGACAAGCAGAGUCGACUUAUUAACAUGCAGUCAAAAAAUUGAACUUAAAACAAAAAGAUGAAAGAGAAAGUGAAGAUAACUGCAUUCAGGAUAUUGACACUUCUACACGUCGUCCGAUUGUGCACCGGAAUUUGCUCAGACUAUCUAGUGUCCGGCCCUAAUGGGGUUCCGGAUCAAGAUAUUUCAGCAUCCUCGGGGAGUCCAGCGUGUGGCCGUCUUUACACAAUGAGUAGCUACAAUGCGUAUUCACAAGGCUGUUUAGUACCGAGUGAUGGAGGCUGGUGCAGUGACCAUACAGAUCCUACACCAUACAUUCAGGUGAAGUUUGCUCGACUACACAGGAUAAUGAGAGUCUCUGUCCAACAACAACACUUGGUUAUCAAAGAAAUGCUAGAAACAUUCAAAGUUACCUACAGUGAGAACGGACAUGAUUGGUCGUUGGCCAGUUCUAACGGCACUAAGAUUUUUGGAGCCCCAACCAAUCCUAUCGUCGAUGAGGAGAAAGUGGUGACCUUUGACCCUCAUAUCGUUACCAGAUACGUUCGCAUUGAACCUGUGAUUCCGAAAGGCCCAACUACUGUUUGCCUCAGAUUUGACGUCAUCGGAUGCAAAUACGCGAUGGAGGCAAAAACCCAGUACGAGUACACCCAGCUACCGGAAGUAGCCAUCAACAGUAGUGGCAUCAUCUCCGACUCAUCCGCCGAGGAUCUUAGAAAGUGUGCCACCCGCUGUCGUCGUGACGUCACCUGUCAAUCAUUCUCCUAUGGUCACGCCAACAAAAGAUGUGUGGGGUAUAGGUUCAACAAGUGCGUUCCGAGAAUAAAUGACAACAGCAUGGCUAUCCUUGCUAACAACGACACCCUCUACUUCUGUGACCCAGAUAUGGACACCCCGAUGACAGAUCACGUGACAGGAGUGACAUACAAGGUUGUCAUGCAGAAGUCCAAUCAGGAUGACGCAGUAUUAAGCUGUGCUGCCUUGGGGAUGAGAUUGUUCGUGAUUGACACCGAUGCCAAACGGGAUCUUCUCAUCAGGAUAGUGUUUCCAAGCUUGAUACUCCGUGGUCAGAAAGUUCGAGUGGGCGGUGGCUUCUCAUUCGUAAACGGACUCUGGGGAUGGUGGGAUGGCAACGGCAAGCUCCUACAAGAGAAGCUGGUUUCUUUCUCAGACCCUGCUGGAAAGCCGUGCGUCAUCCUGACUGUCGUUUUACGGUAUCUUCAUACCUCCGAAUGCAGUACACCCAUGUACUUUGUAUGUGAAUCCUAAAUCACUCAUCUGUGAUAAGUUCACCACUUGUAUGUAUGUGUGGAUUUGAAAUCCGAAAACAAAUACUUUUUAGACUUUAUGCUCAACACAUCUGAA